AUGUUGAUGCCUAAGAAGAAUCGAAUUGCCAUCUAUGAACCCCUUUUUAAGGAAGGCGUGAUGGUCGCCAAAAAAGAUGUCCACAUGCCCAAACACCCCGAGCUGGCAGACAAGAAUGUGCUCAACUUUCAUGUAAUGAAGGCCAUGCAGGCUCUGAAGUCUCCAGGCUACGUGAAGGAGCAGUUUGCUUGGAGACAUUUCUACUGGUACCUUACGAAUGAGGGCAUCCAGUAUCUUCGAGAUGACCUGCUCCUGUCUCCGGAGAUCGUGCCUGCCACCCUGCGCCGCCCGGAGACUGGCAGGCCUCGGCCCAAAGGUCCAGAGAGUGAGCGGCCUGCAAGAUUCACAAAAGGGGAGGCAGACAGAGACACGUACAGAAGGAGUGCUGUGUCCCAGAGGCGGAUUCAGUCGUGGACGUGGUCAGCCACCUCAGUGAAGUUGGAGAUUAUUUUGUAUUGA
Molecule: messenger RNA, 459 nt
Organism: Grammomys surdaster
Lineage: Eukaryota; Metazoa; Chordata; Mammalia; Rodentia; Muridae
Product: 40S ribosomal protein S10-like
Exons: 2
Coding region: 1-459 (152 amino acids)
Cellular component (GO): cytosolic small ribosomal subunit
Molecular function (GO): RNA binding; structural constituent of ribosome
Source: RefSeq, a predicted model, not a curated record